AAGGACAUCGAGCUCAACUACGGUCUUGCUUAGUAUCCUCCAGAUCGUCUUCGUAACGAUAGAUACCAUCACCACGAUCAUCCUAUAUCGACAGGACCACCCAACAAGCACUACCAUAAAGGCCAAAACAACGCAACUUGUCAACCAUGCCCGAAGAACCUACCAAACAACAGACGGUCGCUUUCUUUGCCCAUGAAAAGGCUCAAAAGGCUAACAAGAUGUGCUUCGACUGCCAUGCCAAGAACCCUACCUGGGCUUCGGCACCGUUCGGAGUCUACAUCUGUCUAGAUUGUUCGAGCGUGCAUAGGAACAUGGGUGUGCAUAUCAGUUUCGUCAGAUCGACCAACCUCGACUCCUGGACCCUCUCACAACUCCGUAUAAUGAAAGUCGGCGGGAACGCAUCCGCCACCGACUUCUUCACCCGACACGGCGGUUCCUCCCUCUUGACCUCCUCCGACGCCAAAGCCCGAUACAGCUCUUCGGUCGCCGAGAGGUACAAGGCCGAGUUGGAGAAACGUAAACGGGAGGAUGAAUUCAAGUGUCCCGAAGGGAUCCGGAUCGAGGGGGUCGAUCUGAACAAGGCGGUCGGAGGCACGGGGAGCGGGGCGGCGUCGAGGACGGGGACGCCGGUCGCUGGAGCCAAGGCUGGGGAAGAAGGAGGUGGGGACGACGACUUCUUUUCCACGUGGGACAAGACCAGCUCGAAGCCCGCUGCGCCUGUCGCUCAGAAGCCCACGACUUCGGGUGUUCCAGGGAUCGGAGUAGCCAGACCCGCAGCGGGGCCGAGGACGGUGACUUCUUCCUCCCUGCGAGCUGGAACGACCGGAGGAGCCUCGACGACCUCGGGGACGACCAAAGCUCCCUCUCGAUUGGGAGCUACCCGAUUGGCUUCCAACACGUCGACGACGACCAUGUCGUCCACCACCGGCUCCGCACCCCGAGCUUCCAAGCUGGGAGCAAAACGAGCCGCCGCGCCGAUCAACUUUGAGGAAGCCCAAAAACGGGCUCUCGAGGAGGAAGAACGCGUCAAGCGGUUGGGUUAUGAUAGGAAAAAGGAAGAAGAGGAAGCCAAGGAGCGGGAAAGGAAGGAAGCCGAGCAGAGGCAGAGGAAUGCCGAGUCGAGCAGGAGCUCGACACCCCUGGGCGGAUCUUCCUCGGCGGCGAGGUCGGCCGUGCAGGAAAAGCCCAAGCCGGUCAGGUUGGGUUUCGGAGCGACCGCCGCGACUGCUGCGGCGGCUACGGCUGGGGCUGGGGCUGCUGUUGCCGCAAAGAAGUACGCCGAGGUCGAUGAGAGCAACUAUCAGGACAGCAGCAAGUAUGGCAACCAAAAGGCCAUCUCCUCCGACCAAUACUUUGGUCGAGGGUCGUACGACCCCGCCGCCGCGGCCGAGGCCAAGAGCCGCCUACAAAACUUUUCAGGGGCCACCGCCAUCUCUUCCAACGCCUACCACGGUCGACCAGAGGAAGACGAGGACAACACCUUGGCGGACGAGGGUGGCUUGUUGGGCGAGUUGGGACAGAACGAGACGGUCGCUCAGUUGGAGAGGGGGAUAAGGGAUAUGGCGGGGAGGUUGAUGGCCAACCCGGACGUACAGAAUUUGGGAGAGAGUUUGAGGACGGGAGCGUUGAGGUUUGGAGAUUAUCUUCAACAAAUGUCCGAACAGCGAUAGAGGAUGAGGGGCUAUUGAACCACGAAUGAAAAAAAUAUACGGCCACGGCUUGUACUUGUUGUACAUCUACACGCUCGAUCCUUCUUUUCCUCCCCUCCGUUGCUUUCCGAAUGCUUCUUGUAUCGUGACCGGGAGCAUCGCUUGUAGUCUUGCGAGACGGCGAUGAGCUGGCUGUCCUCUCAUUUAUCUAUAUCUAUCAUAUCCUGAACCCAACAACGCUAUGCCAGUGUGUGUGAACCAAUAUAAAAUCGAUGAUAUCAGGG
Messenger RNA from Filobasidium floriforme, 1933 nucleotides. RefSeq lists its product as uncharacterized. Lineage: Eukaryota; Fungi; Basidiomycota; Tremellomycetes; Filobasidiales; Filobasidiaceae. The transcript has 6 exons. Gene Ontology annotation, biological process: COPI coating of Golgi vesicle. Gene Ontology annotation, molecular function: GTPase activator activity. Bases 147 to 1670 code for a protein of 507 amino acids. The record is from RefSeq and is a predicted model, not a curated record.